Messenger RNA from Perognathus longimembris pacificus (Pacific pocket mouse), 2344 nucleotides. It is a transcript of the gene Hspd1, whose product is annotated as heat shock protein family D (Hsp60) member 1. Bases 156 to 1877 code for a protein of 573 amino acids. Gene Ontology annotation, cellular component: mitochondrial matrix; mitochondrial inner membrane. The transcript is spliced from 12 exons. Lineage: Eukaryota; Metazoa; Chordata; Mammalia; Rodentia; Heteromyidae. Gene Ontology annotation, biological process: apoptotic mitochondrial changes; protein refolding; T cell activation. Gene Ontology annotation, molecular function: ATP-dependent protein folding chaperone; protein-folding chaperone binding; ATP binding. The record is from RefSeq and is a predicted model, not a curated record.
GGGGGCGGGGCGGCUGCGCACGCGGGGUCGCGGGGCGGGGGAGCGGCGGAGGGAGGGGACACGGGCUCAUUGCCGUGUGCACCCGGCGCUCCGUCCCUCAUUCGCCGCCGACGGCCUCCUUCGCCGCGUGCUCUCCCGCCCGACGCCCCGCAGAAAUGCUUCGUUUACCCACAGUCCUUCGCCAGAUGAGACCAGUGUCCAGGGCACUGGCUCCUCAUCUCACUCGGGCUUAUGCCAAGGACGUAAAAUUUGGUGCAGAUGCCCGAGCCUUAAUGCUUCAAGGUGUAGACCUUUUAGCCGAUGCUGUAGCUGUUACAAUGGGGCCAAAGGGAAGAACAGUGAUUAUUGAACAGAGUUGGGGAAGUCCCAAAGUAACAAAAGAUGGUGUUACUGUUGCGAAAUCAAUUGAUUUAAAAGAUAAAUAUAAAAAUAUUGGAGCAAAACUUGUUCAAGAUGUUGCCAACAACACAAAUGAAGAGGCUGGGGAUGGUACCACCACUGCUACUGUUCUGGCCCGCUCUAUUGCCAAGGAAGGCUUUGAGAAGAUUAGCAAAGGUGCUAAUCCAGUGGAAAUCAGAAGAGGUGUGAUGUUGGCUGUUGAUGCAGUCAUUGCUGAGCUUAAGCAGCAGUCUAAACCUGUGACAACUCCUGAAGAAAUUGCUCAGGUUGCUACAAUUUCUGCCAAUGGAGACAAAGAAAUUGGGAAUAUCAUUUCUGAUGCAAUGAAAAAAGUAGGAAGAAAGGGUGUCAUCACUGUAAAGGAUGGAAAAACAUUGAAUGAUGAAUUGGAAAUUAUUGAAGGCAUGAAGUUUGAUCGUGGAUAUAUUUCUCCAUAUUUUAUUAAUACAUCAAAAGGUCAAAAAUGUGAAUUCCAGGAUGCCUAUGUUCUGUUGAGUGAAAAGAAGAUUUCGAGUGUACAGUCCAUUGUACCUGCUCUCGAAAUUGCCAAUGCUCACCGUAAGCCUUUGGUCAUAAUUGCUGAAGAUGUUGAUGGAGAAGCUCUGAGUACACUGGUUUUGAAUAGGCUCAAAGUUGGUCUUCAGGUUGUAGCAGUCAAAGCUCCAGGUUUUGGUGAUAACAGAAAGAACCAGCUUAAAGAUAUGGCUAUUGCGACUGGUGGUGCGGUAUUUGGAGAAGAAGGGUUGACGCUAAAUCUUGAAGAUGUUCAGCCUCAUGACUUAGGGAAAGUUGGGGAAGUUAUUGUAACCAAAGAUGAUGCCAUGCUUUUGAAAGGAAAAGGUGACAAAGCUCAAAUUGAAAAGCGUAUUCAAGAAAUCAUUGAACAGUUGGAUAUCACAACUAGUGACUAUGAAAAGGAAAAACUGAACGAACGACUGGCAAAACUUUCGGAUGGAGUAGCUGUCCUAAAGGUUGGUGGGACAAGUGAUGUUGAGGUGAAUGAAAAGAAAGACAGAGUUACAGAUGCCCUGAAUGCUACAAGAGCAGCAGUUGAAGAAGGCAUUGUUCUAGGAGGUGGCUGUGCUCUGCUUCGGUGCAUUCCAGCCUUGGACAAAUUGACACCUGCUAAUGAAGAUCAGAAAAUUGGAAUAGAAAUUAUUAAAAGAACACUCAAAAUUCCUGCAAUGACCAUUGCUAAGAAUGCAGGUGUUGAAGGAUCUUUGAUAGUUGAAAAGAUUCUGCAGAGUUCCUCAGAAGUUGGUUAUGAUGCUAUGGUUGGAGAUUUUGUGAAUAUGGUGGAAAAAGGAAUCAUUGAUCCAACAAAGGUUGUAAGAACUGCUUUAUUGGAUGCUGCUGGUGUGGCUUCUCUGCUAACUACAGCAGAAGUUGUAGUCACAGAAAUUCCUAAAGAGGAGAAGGAUCCUGGAAUGGGUGCAAUGGGUGGAAUGGGAGGUGGUAUGGGAGGUGGCAUGUUCUAAUUCCCAAAGUAGUGCUUUCCCAUUAUUGAUGAACUGUGACAGGAACUUCAAGGCAGGGUUCCUCACCAAUAACUUCAGAGAAGUCGGUUGAUGAAAAUGACUGGAGAAAAGGCUGUCUGAUAAAUUACUAUAACCAUCAGUUACUGGUUUCAGUUGACAAUGUAUAAUGGUUUACUGCUGUCAUUGUCCAUGCCUACAGAUAAUUUAUUUUGUAUUUUUGAAUAAAAAGACAUUUGUACAUUCCUGAUGCUGGGUACAAGAGCCAUGUACCAAUGUACUGCUUUCAACUCAAAUCACUGAGGCAUUUCUACUACUAUUCUGUUAAAACCAGGAUUUUAGUGCUUGCCAUCACCAGAUGAGAAGUUCAGAAGCAGCCUUUCUGUGGAGAGUAAGAAUAAUUGUGUAUAAAGUAGAGAGAAAUCCAAUUAUGUGACAAACUUUGUGUAAUAAAAUUUUGUUUUAAAGUU